AUGUUUAGAUCUCGUCCCAGACUGCUUUUCGCAGCCGUCAAGCCCAGACGACCCAUUUCCUACUGGAACGUUGGGGCAAACAUCAAGCAUUUCCGUCACGCGAUGAAGAAUUCGGACUCGCCGUCGCUCGCCGUGCGGCUGCUGUAUCUGGGCGGAAUCGCAGCUGGCCUCAACCUGGCAUUCAAUUCCAUGCUUUUCGUGCUCACCAACAUGUACAUGAACGAGCUCGAGACCAUAUCAUGGGACUUUGGUUUUCGGGCUAAUAGCGAGUUUAAGAACGGCCUUGCCAACGAGAUGAUCGUGAACGAUCCGAAAAAGGCCAACCAGCACUACACUAACGCUCUGAAGCUCGUCAGCAAGGCAAAUGGGUUAGGAGAAGACGAGCUGCUUGGCUACAAGCAACUCGACAGGCAUUCACAACAAAAAGAUAUUUCGUACAUCUCAAGCUAUAGCGAUCUCGUUCUACGUUAUGCCCUGACGCUGGGCUCCAAGAGCCGGGACCGGGCCGUGGAUUGCAUCCGUUAUGCGCUCGAAAUACAGAAUGUAUACGGACGCAAAGCACAAAGAGAAGUUGGGGCGUACUCGCUCCGAAAUCUGGGUCUACGCUACCUUGCAGACGUAGAGAAAGAGAACCAGCGUAUGGAUACGGCUGUAAAUCUGCUCAAUGAGGCCAUUCAAGUGAUGCAGAAACACGAGUUCUCUCAUUCGCCAGAACCAGACGAGGUUCCACCUACAGAAACUUGCUCAACGCAACUAGUUUCCUCAAUCAUCGAGCUGUGCGUUCUGUACGCUUCGACGCGCGAACCGACCUACAUGAACAAAUCAUUUAAGCUGCUGCUGUCGCUGCUGACAAAUCUUGAAAACGAGUCGCGCGCACUCGCGAAGAGGUCGCAGCCAGACGCUAAAAACAUCAAGUCAGACAAAAUCCCGCUCCUCAAGCUGCAACUCAGCGAAAUACUAUGGUACAAGGGACAGCACGGACCUGCGCUAGAGUUUGCCAAAGAAUCAGCAUGCCAGGCAGACUUGUUCUCCCGAGACAAUGCAAACAGCGCAAAGAUCGCCAAAGUCGGCUACCAAAAUCUUGCUACCAUGUAUUCUGAGCUGGGGGACAACGAGGCCGCGGAACUGUGCAUCCUGAAGGCCAGCCGCGUCGAAAUUCCCGUCUCCGCAUUCGAUUCACCUUCCCGAACCGUCAGAAACACUGUUUUGCGGCAUUAUCUAGGGCCCUGGAGCGUUGCAUUUUUCGCUUAA
Molecule: messenger RNA, 1251 nt
Organism: Ogataea angusta
Lineage: Eukaryota; Fungi; Ascomycota; Pichiomycetes; Pichiales; Pichiaceae
Exons: 1
Coding region: 1-1251 (416 amino acids)
Source: RefSeq, a predicted model, not a curated record